CCACCAUCCUGCCACAAAGCUACCCUCCCCACCGAUCAAUUAUCGUCAAUGGGUGGCAAAAUCAUCACUGUUUCGUAAUUCCUCACUUUUAUCGCAGUAGCACGGGAUAUUUUGUGGAAACUGGCCGAUGUUUUUAGAAGGGGGGUGUAUUUCUACCGACCGGAGCUGACGUUGUAAACAAAGGGGGACCUACAGUGAUCUAGGGACCUGCCGAGAAAAAUCCGGGAAAAUGCCUAAAGGUGUCCCAAGUUUUAAUCGACAAGUUUGUGCCGCUGUUUUACCUCGGGAUAGCAGCUCGGGACAACUUUCUUCACCGCAGAUCUUGAAUUUGACGAGUAUUUAUAACAACCAUCAACAACCGGUGCAAGAUGCGACUCAACUUUUGUCGAUGAUAGGACUUCCUACGCAAACUCAGGAACUCGGCGUGGGACUUGUGCAAGAGGACACGCAAACUUAUAAUUUAUUACCAGAUCAGUUACUUGGUCGGACUCCAAAUGGACCUGCUUAUGAGCCCAUCAACAAACCCUCAGUCGGUAAACCUCAGGCCAAGCGGAAGCUUGAGCUGGAACCAGAGAUUAUUAGUGAUGGGUUUAAAACACCAUUAAAAAGCUGUAAAAGAAAAGGAAGGCUUCCAGUAAUAAGCCCAAAAGCUAAAUCUCCAAUAGAGAGGACGAGAUAUGACACAUCACUUGGCCUUUUGACCAAAAAAUUUGUAGGGUUGUUGAAAAGUGCUCCCGAAGGGGUGUUAGAUCUUAACAAGGCUGCUGAGUAUUUAGAUGUACAGAAGAGAAGAAUAUAUGACAUCACAAAUGUGCUAGAAGGAAUUAAUUUAAUCCAGAAAAAAUCCAAAAAUAAUAUACAGUGGAAAGGCUCAUCUGCUUCCAUUGCUGCUAAUCCAACAAGUGCUAAUGCUGCUUCAGAAUUUGAGCAACUACAGAGAGAAUUAAGCUAUCUUGAUAACAAAGAGAACAUCCUGGAUCAGCUGGUGGAACAUUCUACGAAACAGUUGAAACAUUUGACGGAAAACCAGGAAAACUCAAAGUUAGCUUAUGUCACAUAUCAAGACAUUCGUAGUAUACAGUCAUUUGAAGAGCAGACAGUGAUUGCAAUCAAAGCUCCACCAGAGACAAGACUAGAGGUUCCAGACCCAUCACAGAGCAUUCAGAUCUGGCUGAAGAGUCACAAAGGCCCUGUAGAAGUGUACUUGUGUCCUGAGGAGGCUCCAGAAGGGGCGGCCACGCAUGACAGCAGCACAAGCGAGGAGGAGGAGAGCUCCACAUCAUUCUCAGAGGACUCCUGCUCCAAUGACAGCUUCAAAGGUGGAGCUGCAAAGUCAGCGCUUCUGAUGGACCAGGACAUUUUACCUGACACAGAACAAUUAAAUCUGACACAGACAGAGGACCAGAACCUAGAUGCACUGGUGGCCCUCGAGCCGCCCAUCAACGUGGAGGAUUAUAUCUUCAGUUUAGAAGAAGGGGAGGGAAUCGCAGAUCUGUUUGAUGCGUAUGACAUGCAGUUUUAGGCUUACAUAGACAUAGAGAAUUUGGCAUCUUGGGGAAAAUCUAUGCCAGUUGUCUGACUUGAUUCACCAAACAUUAAUGAUGUCCAGGUGAUAAAGACUGAGGUUUUUACUGCUCUCAAAACUGCUGUUUUACAUUGUAAGUUUAUAUUUACAUGCAGGGUCUUUAGGAUCGAUUAAUAUGUGAGCAAUGUUGGCCAAUUAUAUUCAAGAUAAUGGGUGUUAAGGAGUGAAAAUAUUCCCUUUUACAUGGUCUUGUUUAAGCAUAGUUCAUGGGGUGAACUGAUAGGCUAUAAAAAAGCCGCUGUAGUAAUCAAUAAUUAUACUAAUUAAGUUAAUAAUUUAAUGAUACAAAAGUGUUGUUUUGUCAUUAUCACCAUUAUCACCAUAAAGAACUUUAUGUAAUUUCAUGUCUUGCUGGAAAUGUAAUUGUAAUACUGUUAAUUCACACAGAAAUAGUAAAAUAAAAAAUCUGCUAAGAAUUUUAUAAAUUUCACAGUUUACAAGUUUGUAGAUACAACCAUUGGCAGCAUCAGUUUUUUAUGUACUUUAAUUCGAAAUAGGGGUAAGAAGGUAUAAUUAUCUGUGUUGGACUAACUUCUGAGCACCUAAAUUUCAUAAU
Messenger RNA from Liolophura sinensis, 2141 nucleotides. Its product is annotated as transcription factor E2F2-like. Gene Ontology annotation, biological process: regulation of transcription by RNA polymerase II. The record is from RefSeq and is a predicted model, not a curated record. The coding region runs from base 230 to 1522 and encodes 430 amino acids. The transcript has 9 exons. Gene Ontology annotation, cellular component: RNA polymerase II transcription regulator complex. Gene Ontology annotation, molecular function: protein dimerization activity; RNA polymerase II cis-regulatory region sequence-specific DNA binding; DNA-binding transcription factor activity, RNA polymerase II-specific. Lineage: Eukaryota; Metazoa; Mollusca; Polyplacophora; Chitonida; Chitonidae.